Molecule: messenger RNA, 2268 nt
Organism: Nematostella vectensis (starlet sea anemone)
Lineage: Eukaryota; Metazoa; Cnidaria; Anthozoa; Actiniaria; Edwardsiidae
Product: dnaJ homolog subfamily C member 1
Exons: 11
Coding region: 21-1592 (523 amino acids)
Cellular component (GO): endomembrane system
Source: RefSeq, a predicted model, not a curated record
UCGAAAUAGAGCAAAACAACAUGGCUACCGUCGAAUCAUCAACCGGUGGUAGACUUCUCGUGUUAUUUAUUUUGGUAUCGGGUUUUGUAUGUGUGCAUGCGUGGGACUCUGUAGAUCUGGAACUGUUUGAUAUUGUCGAGGAAGUUAAAGAUAAUUUCUACCAAGUCCUCGGCGUAGAAACGACCGCUACCCAGGCUGAGAUCAGAAGAGCAUAUCGGCGAAUAUCCUUGCAGUUACAUCCAGACAGAAAUAAGGAGGAUGAUGCCGAAUUGAAAUUUAGAAAGUUGGUUGCUGUAGCAGAAGUGCUGAAAGAUGAAGACAAGAGAAAACGAUAUGACACCAUACUACGGGAUGGCAUGCCAGACUGGAGACAGCCUGUGUAUUACUACCGCCGUGUCCGCAAGAUGGGUCUUGUGGAAUUCGUUAUUCUACUGUUCUUCAUUCUCACAAUUGGACACUAUAUUGUUGCAUGGUCAAUUUAUCUUGAGAAAAAGUUUGAGUUGGAGGAAGUGCUUUCGUCCAAAAUGAAAAAAGAGGAGAAAAAGAGAAGAAAAGCCAAAUCUGGAAUAAACGAAGAGGACAUCACAGAAAUUGCAGAUGUUCUUGUGCAAGAAACAGGUGUUUCCAAACCAUCUUUCUACGACCUCUUACCCUUUCAAGUCUAUCGUCUUGUCACUUCACUUCCCUCAAGAUACCGAUCCUAUAAACAAGCUAAGGAGGAGAGAGAAAGACUUUGGCUUGAAGAACAGCUUGAGAGAGAGGCUGAGGAACAAGAGAUACUGGAGAGAAUUGAGCAACCAAAGAAGCCUCGGCGCAGGCUGCAUGUGGAGCUGCCUGAGGGGGGGAUAGAGGGUGAUGAUUCAAGCUGGGGGGCUGCUCCUGUUACCAAUGUCAUGGCUGUGACAGGUGAAAUGACAGAUGGCUCAUCAGUAGCCAAAGAUGACUCUAACACGUGGACCGAAGAGGACACGUCGCUGUUAUCUCGUGCAAUGGCUAAGUUCCCAGGAGGUACCCCAAAGCGAUGGGAGAAAAUUUCACAGGAGCUUGGUAAAUCCUUAGAAAUGGUUACAAAGCAGGUGAAGAAGAUAAAGCAAGGCUAUACCGUACCAGGGACUGCUAAUGCUACAAGCCAAGGUACAGGGAACAAGUUAGUAACAAGUAGAAAGGCUGCUGCAGUAACCGACGAAAUCUUCACACGUGCAGAUCCAGGCGUGACCGCCCUCCCGUCCAAGACACCAUCCAAAGCUGUACCUAAACAAUCGAAAGAGUUCAGCAUCAGCUCUUCUCUCAAGCGAAAUCAAGAGACACUAAAAAAUCCUUUGCUUGAUUCUGCUAUCACACGCGCACAGGAAAGGCGAGAGAAUGGCACGGAACAGCAUGGCGAGGAGAACAGCGACGAAGCGACAACGUGGUCCCAGGCACAGCAGAAGCUACUAGAGAUUGCAUUACAACAGUUUCCCAAGACUACUCCUGAUAGAUGGACGUGUAUCGCACGCGCAGUGCCAGGAAUGACCAAGGAGGAUUGUAUCAACCGGUACAAAUAUCUAGUCGAACUCGUCCGGAACAAGAAAACCGCGUCAUCCACGUCGUGACACCUGACUUCUAAGAAAGUUAAUAUAUAUAACAGAUAUUUUGGAUUUAUUAUUCAUGGAGGCGGGAGUCGAGCAAGCGGAGACAGUAACUUCGACCGGAAUAUCUCUUCCAGCAAUGCGAAAAGGGAAACAAAAAACAAUAAAUGAGUUUCAACACGGCUGAACUGGAAUGGGUAUAUAUCGAAAAGUGUCGCAUUUAGUGUCUUGGCUUGGAUGUCAACACGGCGGCCUCCGCCUCGUUACGCUGACCUCUACGCCGUGGGCUCCCAAGAAUGCUAUAGAGCAAUCUCGACCUCUACGCCCUGGGCUCCCAAGAAUGCUAUAGAGCAAUCUCGACCUCUACGCCCUGGGCUCUGAAGAAUGCUAUAGAGCAAUCUCGACCUCUACGCCCUGGGCUCCCAAGAAUGCUAUAGAGCAAUUGCGUCUUUGGCACCAUAAAUAUUAUUGCAUAAAGAAUAUACAUAAAGUGCUUUCUCUACCACAAAUACAUUACACACAAACGGCAGGGGUUUGAGAGGGAACAAGGGAAGGGAAACAGUCUCUUGUGAAUGGUUCAUUGCUUUAUCCCAAUAAAGAUCUGGAUCAUCUCGGUAAAUCCAUUGGGAAAAUAGAUCCCACCCCCCUCUUUCUCCCUCUCUUCAAUUAAUACUUUAAAUAAAAACAACAGUUAUAUUCA